Molecule: messenger RNA, 851 nt
Organism: Vigna unguiculata (cowpea)
Lineage: Eukaryota; Viridiplantae; Streptophyta; Magnoliopsida; Fabales; Fabaceae
Biological process (GO): cold acclimation; response to abscisic acid; response to water deprivation
Cellular component (GO): cytosol
Source: RefSeq, a predicted model, not a curated record
AGAAGGUAUGUUACGUAGAAGUUGAAGAAGACAAAUUGAAAUGGCUGAAGCACAACUACGAGACCAGCAUGGGAACCCUAUCCCACUCACCGAUCAGCACGGUAACCCCGUUGUAUUAACCGACGAGCACGGCAACCCCGUUCACGUCACCGGCGUCGCAACCACUGCUACCCCCGCCGCCACUGCAGGUUCAGGGUUUGGGACCUACGGUGGUCCUGGUGCAACCGCAGUAACAACCACCGUGUCGGAUCUCAUAACAACCCAACCAAGGGACACUAGAGAGCUUCGUCGUUCCUCUAGUUCUAGCUCUAGCUCGUCUGAGGAUGAUGGACAAGGUGGGAGGAGGAAGAAGGGAGUGAAGGAUAAAAUAAAAGAGAAGCUUCCAGGGAGGAAGAAUAUGGAUCAGCAGCAUUCACCAACAACAACCACAACUACUACCGCUGCUACUGGUGUUCCCGCUGCUACUGGUGUUCCACAACCAACCGCCACAAACCCUAACCCUAACCCUAAUCACCAUGAGCAUCACAAGAAGGGCAUAAUGGAGAAGAUCAAAGAAAAAUUGCCUGGCCACCAUAACCACUGAAAAUCUCUCUCUGUGGGUCUGUGUGUUCUGAUCUAGUUUGAGUAGUGAUUUAAUAAUUAAUUAAUUAACUAGUUGUUAUUAUAGGUUUGUAUUAUGUGUCGUGAGUGAUUAUUAAUUAAUUAAUUAAGUACGUAGUUUUAUUAUAUAUGCUCUGUAUUAUGUGACGUGGCCAUCUUUUAAAUCAUGUACGUGAGGGUGUAUUUUAUUUAGUUUUCAAAUGCUGUGUGUUAUUAUUGUCAUUAACAAGGUUUGGGAUUCCACUCAUUUU